Messenger RNA from Falco peregrinus (peregrine falcon), 5993 nucleotides. RefSeq names its product transmembrane and coiled-coil domain family 3 (gene TMCC3). Gene Ontology annotation, cellular component: endomembrane system. The record is from RefSeq and is a predicted model, not a curated record. Bases 1395 to 2717 code for a protein of 440 amino acids. The transcript is spliced from 7 exons. NCBI's taxonomy places the organism in Eukaryota, Metazoa, Chordata, Aves, Falconiformes, Falconidae.
UAUGUAUAUGCUGCUCCUACAACCUCCCGUUGGCGCUCUGCAUGCUAACAACCAGCUGCUGUGUCGUGCUUUUGGAAGUGGCUUUGCUAGAGGGAAGGAUGUCAAGAAGAGGAGGCACAAACCACACUCAGCAUGCAAAGAGGGCUUGAGAGGAAGAGGUCAUUGUCUUCUGCUUCUGUUCUGUCAGAUGUGUCUGCUCAGAUGUGCAGAAAUUGCCCUAUUAAAGCUACUAGGGAGGUGGAGCAAUGAGAGCUUUAAUAUUACCAAUGAACUGAGAAGAUCUGGACCUGUGCUGAGGUUCACGAUAGAUAUCAUAUUUAGUAUAUGCCCAGAGUAAUUUUUGUGGUGAAUUGUCUGUACUUCUUACUGAACCCAGUACAAGUCCUUGGAGGAGAUAAUCUGAUUUCAGAAGACUAAAGAAAUUCAGCAGGAAAGUGGGAGAAUUGAGCAAAACAGCAGGAGAUCUAUCAGGCUGAAGGAAGCCAGCUUUGCUCAAAAAAUGAGGUACCUUUAGGUGUAAAGCCAGGAAGCUCAUUACCAAACCUGCUUACGGACUGCAAGCCAACUCUCCUUGAGGCUGGUUAUUUUGUUAGAAUGACAAAUGCUCAUGUAUGGUCUUUACCAAAUGAAGACCCUGGGAAAAACUGGGAUACUAUGUUCAGGUGAAGACACUGUUCCUCUCUGUCCCCACACCUAAUUUAAGGAAUUCAGGUAAUUGGUAAGCUGGUGAGAAGAGACACUUUAGCAAUGCAGAUUCUACUUAUGACUAGAGUAACUUACAUCUAAGUGUGCCGUGGUGAUCUAAGCCAGACAGGUGCUUUAGGUGUGUCUCGGAGCUCUCUUUCACAGGUGACACUAGGCAGCUAAGGUGGCAAGUACUCUUGUACAGGCAGCUCCCAGGCAUAUGGCACAAACAUAGCUGGAGAUGGAGUGGGCCUGUGGGUUUGAGAUCCCUGAGGAAAUGACCUAGAAGAGGCCGAACAGGAGUUGGAAGCCAUUUGGCUACUUCUGAAAGGUGGACCGGACAGGACCGGUUGAGGAAUUUUAACAUAUGAGUGAGUAGAGUGCACUGUUUGCAAAAGACUGCUGUGGAGACUUGUGGCAAGCCUCCAGCCCUCUGCAACUCAGCUAAAAUGUAUCGGUCUAUUUAUUUCUGCCUUUCCUCAUCCCUGGGAAGGACUUUUUACCAGACAAGAGCCCAAGACUGAAAGACUUGCAGCUGAAUUUUGUCAUUGACUCAUCACGUGCCUAUUGAAAUACUCAGUUACUUAUAGUGACAUGUGAUUGAUGACAUUUCUGCAGCCUGGUGGAAUCCAGUUACUUGGUUCAGCAAAAGUUCACUUUUUGAAGGGUCACAGUGGGAACACAUUAUCUUGGAAGUGGAAAGACAUGACAUGAAUACCCUGAGUUUACCACUUAACAUUCGCCGUGGAGGCUCUGACACCAACCUGAACUUUGAUGUACCAGAUGGGGUCCUGGAAUUUCACAAAGUCAAGCUCAGUGCAGAUAGCUUGAAACAGAAAAUCCUCAAGGUUACGGAACAAAUCAAAGUUGAACAAACAGCUCGAGAUGGGAAUGUGGCUGAGUAUUUGAAACUGGUAAACAGUGCAGACAAGCAACAGGCUGGGCGCAUUAAACAAGUCUUUGAGAAAAAGAACCAGAAAUCUGCCCACUCCAUUGCCCAGCUGCAGAAGAAGUUGGAACAGUAUCACAAAAAGCUCAAGGAUAUUGAACAAAAUGGAUCUUCCAAAACUACUAAGGAUACAUCCAAAGAUAACCUGAAAGAUAUUCAGCAUGGAAAGCCUCGUAUCUCUGGACACGGAACAGAGAGCAGCAAGUCGGGUGUGCCAGGUGUAUCUUUGACACCACCUGUCUUUGUUUUCAGCAAGUCUAGAGAGUUUGCAAACCUGAUCCGAAACAAAUUUGGUAGUGCAGACAACAUUGCUCAUCUCAAAAACACCUUGGAUGAAUUUCGGCCAGAAACGAGUUCUAGAACGUAUGGGGGAAGUGCCACCAUUGUUGCCAAACCAAAAUACGUUAGUGAUGAUGAAUGCUCAAGCGGAACCUCUGGCUCAGCAGAUAGUAAUGGGAAUACUUCCUUUGGUCAUGCUGUGGCAAGUACCCUGGACAGUCAAGGAAAGCUUUCCAUGAUUUUGGAGGAACUAAGGGAAAUCAAGGACACACAGUCCCAAUUAGCUGAUGAUAUCGAGAAUUUAAAAACACAAUUUAAAAGAGACUAUGGCUUUAUUUCUCAGAUGUUACAAGAGGAAAGAUAUAGAUACGAAAGAUUGGAAGACCAGUUAAAUGACCUGACCGACCUUCAUCAACAUGAAACAGCAAACUUGAAACAAGAGCUAGCCAGCAUAGAGGAGAAAGUGGCGUAUCAGGCGUAUGAGCGGUCACGAGAUGUUCAGGAAGCCUUAGAAUCAUGCCAGACCCGGGUUUCAAAGCUGGAGCUUCAUCAGCAAGAACAGCAAGCACAGCAGUCUGAAACAGUUAAUGCCAAAGUGCUCCUGGGGAAAUGUAUAAAUGUUAUCCUGGCCUUCAUGACUGUCAUCUUAGUAUGCGUUUCUACUAUUGCAAAGUUCAUUGCUCCUAUGAUGAAGAGCCGUUUUCAUAUCAUCUGCACUUUUUUCGCAGUGACGCUGCUGGCAAUAUUUUGUAAGAACUGGGAUCAUAUAAUUUGUGCCAUAGAAAGGAUGAUUAUACCAAGAUAAAGCUUCUGGUCUAGCUACUUUCUUUGUCCCUUUUUUAUUUUUCUUUUUUCCUUUCCCUCCUUGUUUUUAAGUGCUCUGUGUAUACAAAUCAUUUUUUGUCAGUUUAAAUGUGCAAACUGGAUGGAGAAGACCACAAAGACUCUUGGGCUGCAAGGUAUAAAUACAAACACGCAUACUUGUUGGCAGUCAGUUGCCUGUUCAAUUCAAUUGUGUGUAAUUGUCUGUGAUGAACUGCUUGCUUAUGUCAGUCUUCUGCCUUAAUACAAUGGUUUUUUCCACUUUACAAACACACACCCACAAAAGAUGGUAUGAUGCUCUGAGAGGGAUCCAAGCAACUCCCGUGUCAGGUGUGCAUUUUACUAGACUGGAGUGCAAAGAGUGUAAUCGGGCAGGAGUGGACCAUAAUGUGUAUCAGUCCUGUUAGACUAAUUAGUUUCCUCUCUAAAUCCAACUAGAAUAAGAAGCCAAAUUAUACAGUCCUAUGUAUUGAUAGUUCUUGAUUCUAAAUUAAUGGGUAUCUGUAUACGGGAUUUUUAGUUUUCAGGACCAGCAAAACUUGAUGCUUCUGCUAGUAACCUUUUGCACAGAGAGUUUAUUGUUUGUAAAUUAGACCGGUAAUUAUUGACCAUAGUUUGUGGUUGUUCUAUCCUGGCACUGUUCCUUAUCACAUUUGGGAAGUUCAUAAAUGUGGCAGAAGACUUCCAAACAGGAACUGAAUUGAACGGCUGGAUCUCCAGGCCACUUUGUAAAGGAGCAAAGUAGUAAGUAACUGGUGGAUAAGUUGUCAUGCAGACCAAAGCACGCGCUUGCUUCAAGCCCUGCAAACUGCGCGGGGAAAGAAGUACACAGAAAAGCAACAUUUAGGUUAGCCUUUGUUAGCACUGAAUUGUUGGGGUGCUCGGAAUGCAGAGCAGAUAGGUGGUGGGACUCUGGGUACAGUGGAUUUCUUCCCUGUGUCAGAUUAAGGAAUGUGGAAGGAGUGCAAGUGAGCAGCUUCUGAGGGGAGCAGGGAGUUAAACUUCUGUAAAUAUACACACACAGUGCAGGCUUUCCUGACAAACGUUCCUGAAAAUAAUAUAUUAGCGUACAGUACCACGGCUAGGAGACAAGGUUGGGGUUUUUUCUUACUGGAAUUUAUUUUGCUUGGUUUAAAAAUCGCAAAAAAAAUUUCCUUGAAAUCUACUUGUCUUUCAGCCAUGAUGAACAAGAUCUUAAAAACCCCCAAAGCCAAAACAAACCACCACAAUCAUAAUUAUUCUUCACUGUCCAUUAAAUGGAAAGACAGUUUCUCCAGUUGUUCAGUGUUACUUAUUUAGAAAAUAAUUGUCAUGACAGAUUUUCUUUUCAGUUGCUGUAUCUGUUAUGCUGGUUUUAUGGGAUUGGGGGGUGGGGAAUUACUCAGUGUGUGUAUUUCUUUUUAAUCAAGUGCAAUAGUUGGUGUAGAAAUUCAGAAGACCUCAUUCAGAAGAAAGGGAGUGGGGAAGGGGAGGCGGGGGAAGAAUUCUGAUAUUUUACCAUGAUAGGAUUAACAGUGAAUAUAGUUACUUUUUGUGGCUUCAGGGAAUGAAGGGCAGAACUAACUGCAUAAAUAAUUAUAUGACUCAGCAUUUAUAAAAUUAAAACAAUUUAAUAAUCGUUAAAGAAUUCUUUAUAUGUGCUACAUCUUUGAACGGAGAGAUCUGGAGGGAUUGUGCUGGCUUGCAGGCACCAGAAAUUGAUCACAUCAGGCAUGUUAUCCUAACCCAGCCCUGCCCCAUCUUCAGGGGAAGGUGGAGUGUACAACCUAAGUCCUGCUGAGAGGGAUAUGACUUUUUAAAGCUCAGACUUACCGAUUUGUUUAUCCCUGGCUGUGUCAAGAAUUACUAUAUAGAUACAUUCUUCUUUUCCUUAAUGUUUGGGGUUUGGGGUUUUUUCGUCUUUGUGUUUACCUCUGUACUCCUGGUAUCCCCUGAAGAAGGGAAGUAGUACUAAGUAUAAAACUUUUCUGUCUUGAUUUCUGUAUGUGCUCCUGUUGCUGUUCGGUCCAGGGAGACCUUUCUUCUCAUGUGUCUCAACCCAUUUUGGUACUUAUAUGCAUGCAUUGCAACAGGCCUUCACCCCCACCUUCCAAGUGCCUGUCCUUAGCCUCAGCCAGCUAAUAAACUGCAGGGAUUGCUUCCACCAAUGCAGCUCAUAAACUUAUCUCCACAGGAAAGUCCCUUCCACAAUGUUAAUGAGGUUAAAAGGAAAAAAACAGCUUUUUCCUGGCAUUUACAUCACAAGAAAGGGUUUCCUUUGGUUUGUUUUUAUGCCCUUUUGAUGUGUCCUGAGAUCCUCUUGGUCUUUUCCACUGUUUUCAUAUAACUUGUUCUGAUCUUCAUUUUUGAAAAGGCGUAUGAUGUCUUUUUAUAGUCUGUACUUUCCAUUUCGUUAGCCAGUGAGUGUGCUUCUAUUCAGUGUCCUCUCCUUUCUGAAAUCUUUUCCUGAAUUCCACCAUCCAUUUUACUAAUCAUCUCUAUGACCCUCCCCUGCCAUUUCCAUAGGCCACAAGAUGAAUACAUCCAUUAAAAAAAAAAAAAAAAAAAAGUCCUGGUACUGAUCCUCAGAAAGCUGUGACUCUUCAUGGUGUUUUCUUGCCAUCUUUAUUACAACCUCCAUUCUUCUGUGGUUUGCACAGCCACCUUCUGGUUUGGCCACUUGAGGAAAACACUUUGUCUAGCAUUUUGUUAAAUGGGUUCAGAAGGAUACAUGUGCAAGAAAGGAAUACCAUGUGUUCAUCAUUUUUAUGUAAGAAAAACUUUGCCUGUGGUUAUAUGUUUAAAGAGAAGAUCCUCCCAGUGCUAGUGUAUGUAGUUAAAAAUGUAAUGUCAAGUAGUCUUGGGGUCAGGCAGGAAAAAGUUUAGUCACUUUUCUUAUAACAAAGGAAGCUGGUAUGGUAUGACCUGGGGAUGUGAAGGCUUCUGCUCCAAGGGCAUCCUGUUACAAUUCUGGAAGAUUACCUCAGUGCAAAAUGAGGGCAGAACAUAAAAUCAGUGGGCUUGUGAAAGAUUACUUGCUGUCUUGAUAAACUCUGUCUGGGUCCAAAUUGGAAAGACCAAAAAGGUCUUGCCUUUCCAUAUUGGCUUUAUAUCUGGCAGAGGACACAGUAAAAGCUGUAAAGGCUGCAUAAUGUUAGUCGUGCAAAUUAAAACAACCCUAAUUGGUACAUGGGCAUAGCACUUCUAUAGGUUAUUUUCCCAGCUGAAUGUAAAUCACUGGAGGAUGUGACAUGCACCAAGAAAUUAAAAAAAAAAUAAA